This is a messenger RNA of Patiria miniata (bat star), 1803 nucleotides long. RefSeq names its product protein dpy-30 homolog (gene dpy30). The coding region runs from base 91 to 462 and encodes 123 amino acids. The transcript is spliced from 4 exons. The record is from RefSeq and is a predicted model, not a curated record. Gene Ontology annotation, cellular component: Set1C/COMPASS complex. Lineage: Eukaryota; Metazoa; Echinodermata; Asteroidea; Valvatida; Asterinidae.
GAAAUGAAGGUGUAGAGUACCCGACUGGCCAUGCAGAAAUACAUGUUGUAGCCUUGGCUCCCGGUUGGUAACAAAAACGCUGCAAAUUGUAUGCGGAUAUUUGGCAGUUUCUUGACGAAAAUUUGGAAUUUAGUCAUGGCUGAAGUUGAGAUGACACCGCAGCCUGUGGAGAGCAAUGUAGGCGGGAAUGUAGAAAAUGCUCCCCCGAAGCCCGAGUCGCCACACGUGGAACACGGGCUGACAGAGAACAUCCAGAAAAUCAUCAGUCACGAGAAGGUGGAGGUAGAAAAGACCAAAGUGGACCUGGAGUCGCUGACGACACGAGCGUACCUGGACAACACUGUGGUGCCGAUACUCCUCCAGGGGAUGUCGGCAUUGGCAAAGGAGAGGCCACCCAACCCUAUUGAGUACCUUGCUGGCUACCUUCUGAAGAAUAAAGACCAAUUUGAGGGAAGCAGCUGAAAAAAGUCUUAAAUAAAUAAAAAAUAAAUAAAGGGGGGAAAGAAAUAACGUAAGCAUUUGUCUUGUUCUUUGAAUUGAACUGUCCUUGAAUUGAAUUGCAACAGAAUGGGGAGCUUAUGGACUCCGUACACAAACGGUGGAUGAAGCUUUGUGAACUCUUUUGAAAGCCCCAGUGGGAGGGCAUCAAGUGCACGUACUGGUUUGCAGGUGUAUAGGGUGAAGUACACAUGUUCGCCAAACUUGGUGCGAAGUACAACAAAGUUUAUUCUGAACUGCACAAACUUUUAGUGUCUUUGCUUGGGAGUCAGAGGCUAUCCAUUUGUAAGUGUUGAGCGGGUACUUGUGCACGGAGUCCAUAGGAUUGAGAUUCAGUUAUAAGAUCCUUUCACUGUAGAUUGGACCUUUUCAAGACAGUCCAACACACUCAUGGGGGGAUUACUGUUUUCUUUUCCCUUGAAGCCUGUAGUCACAAGAUGCAUGUUUGGUAAAGAGGGUCACACUUUUCAAAUACCCUGUAGAUUGACUGAUCAGUAACGUGCUUGACAAAAUGUGUAUAGCCUUGUCAUGCUUACUGUGUUGAAACAAAGCCCUGCAGACUUGAAAAAAAAACCCACUGGUUAAUGGUCAAUUUGCAUUUCAUCCAAAUAUUUGGCAGUUGUAAUGCCAAUGAAUCCCACACAUAUAAUGUAAAUAUUGAGGUAUCAAUUUUCACCAUUUUUUAAUAUGAAGGUAGAAAGGGGGCUUUCCAUAAUCAUAUGGUAACAAAAAUGUUCUUUUUGAAAAUGUGAUUCUUUUAUAGAGUUGUAUAUUCGGUAGAAGUUGGAUACAAUGUUAAGGCUACAUGCAUUUGUUUUAGUGAUACAACACCAUGUUGUAAAUGAGUGUAAAAUCGCAAGCAAUUUGUGAAAUAGCAAUAUUUGCACUGAAGAAAUGGGUCAAUACCUGAAGAAAUGUCCCCAAAGGCAAAAGAUUUUUCAAUGUUAUAAAACCUUAUAGUUGCUCUCUCAUGCUCUCGAACAAUAUUUUUUUUCUGACAUGCAUGUGUGUCUACUUAUGUAUGUUUUAUUUUAACGAAGAAUAAUUCAUGGGGGGGGGGGGGCGGAAGUCUGGAACACACUGAAACAAGGCUUUUACUUCUGGUUUGGUUUUGCAUACAGACAGAUCUGCCCUGCGAGUCGACUGCGAAAUAGCACUUUAAAAAUCAAAUCUUUUUUUCGAAGUGAAUCUUUAAAAUGCAACUUUGAACGCCAUGUCUUUUGAGGUAUAAAGUAUUUGAUAUUUGCUUUCGUAGUUGCGUUCUUUUAUUUGUGUAUUGUCAAUAAAUGUUCCCUUUGUAAAUAA